Messenger RNA from Sinocyclocheilus rhinocerous, 690 nucleotides. RefSeq names its product leucine-rich repeat-containing protein 27. The record is from RefSeq and is a predicted model, not a curated record. NCBI's taxonomy places the organism in Eukaryota, Metazoa, Chordata, Actinopteri, Cypriniformes, Cyprinidae. Gene Ontology annotation, cellular component: cytoplasm. The coding region runs from base 1 to 690 and encodes 229 amino acids. Gene Ontology annotation, molecular function: protein binding. The transcript is spliced from 5 exons.
AUGAGUGCGCUCCAUCUGAGCCUCCGCUGUGAAGAAGAUGAAGAAGAUGAAAAAUCAGCAUCUGCAGACAUGCUGUACAUGAGCAGAAGAGCUCUGAAGAACAUCUCAGCAUCGGUGUUAAACACGACACAUCUAAAGAGCUUGUAUCUGGAGGGGAAUGAGAUCAGCAGCCUUCCUGAGCGUUUCUUCAGCAGUUUGAUGUCUCUUGUCUGGUUGGAUGUGAGAAACAAUCGACUCACAGGUUUACCAGCAGCCAUCGGUAAACACAGAUGCUUGAAGACCUUACUGUUGGAGGGCAAUCCGAUCUCGGCACUUCCUCCAGAGCUGGGUCACGUGAUCACGCUGAAGGCCUUGAGUCUGAGGAAUUGUCCGCUCACGUUUCCUCCUCGGGACGUCUUGAGCCGCGGCCUGCCUUCCAUCCUCCAUUACUUGCGCUCCUCACAACUGGGUGAAGAGGCUCCUGCCGUGGAGAAGCUGCGUCUGUCUGAACUGGAUCAGUGUGAGGACGAUGAGCUGGAGAUACUGCGCUUUCAGGAGCUCCGGCGCAGGAUGAUCCAGAUGGACCGGGCUGAAUUAGGGUCGGCCGGCGACGGAGCAACCAGAACACAGCAUCAGGAGCUACAGAGCCGGAUCCCAUCACCAGACCUCAUCUCAUUAGCAGCUGCUUUAUUAGACUCUGCUGCUGAUUAA